This is a messenger RNA of Hypoxylon fragiforme, 1693 nucleotides long. RefSeq names its product peptidase C13 family-domain-containing protein. Lineage: Eukaryota; Fungi; Ascomycota; Sordariomycetes; Xylariales; Hypoxylaceae. The transcript is spliced from 2 exons. Gene Ontology annotation, biological process: attachment of GPI anchor to protein; protein localization to cell surface; proteolysis. Gene Ontology annotation, molecular function: GPI-anchor transamidase activity. Bases 204 to 1406 code for a protein of 400 amino acids. The record is from RefSeq and is a predicted model, not a curated record. Gene Ontology annotation, cellular component: GPI-anchor transamidase complex.
AACUUAAAUUGACAUGUAACUACCUAGUAUCUAGAUUCUAGGCGCGAUUACAAAUCAAUAGUUAGUUAUUUGGUUCCUGUUCAACAUUCAAUGUUCAUUCUUACCUACCAAGUCUAGUAGUAGUACUACUACUUACUACCUGCUACUCGUCGGCGUCGACAUACUAUCAAACGAGUACCUACUCUAUUUUUCAAACAUCCAUCAUGAGGCUCCCCAAUGCCUUGUAUCUCCCGGCGCUUUUGGCCUCCUCGUUCCUGGCUCCCAUACAGCCCGUAGUGGCUGAGCACACCAGCAACUGGGCUGUUUUGGUUGGCACUUCCAGGUUCUGGUUCAACUAUCGCCAUCUCGCCAAUGUCCUGUCCAUGUACCGGACCGUCAAGCGACUAGGUAUCCCCGACUCACAGAUUAUCCUUAUGCUUCCCGACGACAUGGCUUGCAACCCCCGAAACGCUUUCCCCGGGACCGUGUAUAGUAACGCAGACCGCGCAGUUGAUCUAUACGGGGACAACAUCGAAGUUGAUUACCGAGGAUAUGAAGUCACUGUUGAGAACUUCAUCCGAUUGUUAACAGACCGCGUUGGCGACGAGAUGCCCAGGAGCAAGCGGCUACUUACCGAUGACCGAAGCAAUAUCUUGGUGUAUAUGACGGGACACGGCGGAAAUGAAUUUUUGAAAUUUCAGGACGCGGAGGAGAUUGGCGCAUUUGACCUGGCGGACGCAUUCGAGCAGAUGUGGGAGAAGAGAAGGUACCACGAAAUAUUAUUCAUGAUCGACACGUGUCAAGCAAACACCAUGUAUAGCAAACUAUACUCUCCCAACAUCAUCGCUACUGGGUCUUCCGAGCUAGAUCAGUCUUCCUACUCGCACCAUGCCGAUAACGACGUCGGGGUUGCAGUAAUUGAUCGAUACACAUAUUAUAAUCUCGAAUUUCUCGAGUCCGAAGUCAAGGACCUGGGCAGUAAGAAGACCGUUGGGGACCUAUUCGAUAGUUACAACUACGAGAAGAUACAUUCCAAUGCCGGUGUUCGGUACGAUCUAUUCCGAGGCGGCCCAGAGGCAGCGCGAAGUCGUCUGUUGACCGACUUCUUUGGAAACAUCCAGAAUGUAGAGGUAGAUGGAUCAAGGAACAAUACGGUUGAUGAAGAGAUGUUGUCACUCAGCAGGACUAUCGCGAAGCUACGGAUAUUGGCUGACCAAGAAGAAGCAACGGCAGCAAAGAGACAUAAUAACACAAAAGCAAGCAAACCUCAACCUCAACCUCUACCUCUACCGGCAAAGAAAAUCCAAAUGGCCAAGCCGUUGACGGAUGACAACUGGUAUACGAAAAGAUUGGUAGGUGCAACAGCAUUAGCCAGCUGUGCGCUUGUAUGGGCUCUCGGAUCAUACAUGGAGUCACCACAGGCAUAGUAAAAUCAGAAGUUCACAUAUUAUGAUAAUGAUGAAUUAACAUGAAAUAAAAUGAAACAAAUUAACUACCUGUAAUCAAUCCAUUUUGGUGUUUUUCUUUUCUUUUCCAUUUCAGCAAAGGGGGGGGACUGUAAGAUAGAAUACCCUAUAAAAACAAAAUAUAAAGGCGCUAAAUAGAUAGGUUAGGUACUUCUAGGUAGGGUACAGUACGGAGUACUACAUAUGUAGGUACUACUAGUAGUACCUAUAACUAGUUACAGUACAAGCAUCAAUGCUUUAUGGUUGUC